This is a messenger RNA of Diabrotica virgifera virgifera (western corn rootworm), 405 nucleotides long. RefSeq names its product protein PET100 homolog, mitochondrial-like. Gene Ontology annotation, cellular component: mitochondrial inner membrane; mitochondrion. Gene Ontology annotation, biological process: mitochondrial respiratory chain complex IV assembly. Lineage: Eukaryota; Metazoa; Arthropoda; Insecta; Coleoptera; Chrysomelidae. The coding region runs from base 50 to 289 and encodes 79 amino acids. The transcript has a single exon. The record is from RefSeq and is a predicted model, not a curated record.
UUUAUAUUUUUACAUAUCUGUCAAAAAUAAAAACUUACAUUUUUAAAACAUGGGUAACUGGCAGUUAGAAGUUGGAAGAAUGGCUUUAUAUAUCGCUUUCCCAGUAGUUAUGUUCACUUACUUUAACCAACCUCAGUACUUUGAAGAUUGGGUAAUAAAGACUAAAAGAGAAAUGUACCAUUCGAAGUCAACUGAAGAUCCAAAGAAAUUUGAAGACACUAUUACCUCUUUGAAACGUAAACAGGAGCUGAAACUGUUAAACCAAUUGGAAGCUAAGGAAAGUAGUUAAUUGUGUUAAGUUUAAUAAUAAGUUUUAUGUAUCAUGAACAUAGUCCAGUUUUUUUUUUCGAUUUAUAAGUAAAAAAAUGUUUAUCUGAUAUUUACAAAUAAAGAUCGUAUUCAUAA